This is a messenger RNA of Perkinsus marinus ATCC 50983, 1023 nucleotides long. RefSeq lists its product as hypothetical. The coding region runs from base 1 to 1023 and encodes 340 amino acids. Lineage: Eukaryota; Perkinsozoa; Perkinsida; Perkinsidae. The record is from RefSeq and is a predicted model, not a curated record. The transcript is spliced from 12 exons.
AUGCCAGAGCUCGAGAAACAUGUGUAUAAGAGCUCCUUAGAGGCUGGACUGAACGUGAAGGCCGUGGAGGUUGUCGCGGACCCAUCAGCUCGAAUGCGAAAAGCAUUGAAUCACCACAGCCCGAGCACGGCAAUCUCGCCGUGUCUGCCAGACACCUACAGCUGGGCGCUCGCGCUAUACUCCCGGUAUGGUUUCAGAACUGUCGAGCCGGGAGAUCUAGAAGGUGUUGGCAACUUCGGUCAGAGGCGUCGUAGCCCCUCGUACGAGGACGGCCGGGGCCAUCUUGAGAUAGACCUCCAUAAGGCUAUUCACAUUGCGGGUUACGACGUUUAUAUGAUCGAUUACGUCUACAUGCCGUAUGACGUACGCCAGAAGGAGUCCAGUACAUACGUCUUCGUCAACGUGAAGGAAGCGGUGAUGAUCGAACCCCUCUACGGCAUAUUCGAAGGUAGAUGGUGGUCGCGAAGCACUGCCAAGGAGCAGCGUCCAGCGAGGAUAUCAUACGCGAGGUGUCACGGACUCUCAGCUAUACUCAACAGCCUUUCUCGAGGGGCAGCCCAGCAGCUUCCGGCAUGCUACCGUCCCUUGGUCGCUGUGACUCUGCCACAAUCAUCACCACAGCUCGAGGACACAGGCUCACUACCACUUAUGGCUGGCGAUGAUGGCGCAGCCCCGCCGAGCUGUCCAAUUGUGGAGCGCUCGAAGUCGGUACGAGAGCCCCCCCCGGCCCUGCAGUUGAAGCCGACCCCUGACUCGACAGAGAUCGUUCCUCAAUCACCGACGGCCUUCCUCCCGAAGCACGAUGGGAUCUUCCCAACGCCUAAGGUGCUCCUCGAACCGGGAAGUAUCCUCGUGGCUCCCUCAAGUGAUGAAGAUGUGGUAUCUCACGAUAGUACGGACAGGAGUGGCAGUCAGGAGGAUGAGGAGGCCUGCCGAGCUGAUGGACAGGCGAGCACACACGCUGAGGAGCAGUGCCUGUCGACGGCUAUGAUGAUGGUUGACCAUUGCCUCGGGGUGGAGUGA